This is a messenger RNA of Pseudozyma hubeiensis SY62, 1632 nucleotides long. Its product is annotated as glutathione synthetase. NCBI's taxonomy places the organism in Eukaryota, Fungi, Basidiomycota, Ustilaginomycetes, Ustilaginales, Ustilaginaceae. The record is from RefSeq and is a predicted model, not a curated record. Gene Ontology annotation, cellular component: cytosol. The transcript has a single exon. Gene Ontology annotation, biological process: glutathione biosynthetic process. Gene Ontology annotation, molecular function: glutathione synthase activity; ATP binding; glutathione binding. Bases 1 to 1632 code for a protein of 543 amino acids.
AUGUCGACUCCAACGCUACCAGCCUGGCCACCAGCCCUGUCCGAAGAGGCUCGCGAACAUCUCUCACACCAAGCGACCGAUUACGCUCUCUCUCACGGUAUCGUCUACCGCCCUGUCCCCACCCCACCCUCCACCACCCCUUCGACGGACAGCACCAUCCACGCACCCUUCUCGCUCUUCCCCUCGCCCUUCCCCCGAACUCUCUUCAACAAAGCACAAUCCAUCCAGCCAGCCUACGACCUUCUCUACGCGCAGGUCUCUUCCGACCACGCCUUCCUCGAACGUGUGAUCGGCCAAUCGGUCGUCCAAGUCGAUUCGUUCCAGAAGCAGCUCUGGGACAUCUACACUGCUGUCAAAGAUGACCUUGUUCAGCCGCUGAGCCUGGGCUUGUUCAGAAGCGACUAUCUGCUGCACGAUGCGCAGAGCGAGGGAGAGGCGGGCAAUGAGAUGGGUAGCAGGUCCGGACAGCUGGAGUUGAAGCAGGUCGAGUUUAACACGAUCAGCGCUUCGUUCGGAGCUCUCUGUACUAGGGUCAGUGGGCUGCACAGGCACCUUUCGAACACGACAGACUACCUGGGUCUUGAGGAGAGCUUGAAGGCGGACAAUCUUCCAGAGAACCAGGCGCAAGAUGUGCUGGUAGGAGGGUUGACUGCUGCCCAUGCAGCUUACAUCUCUCAGCAGGGGAAAUCGGAGUCCGAGGCAUCAACCCAGAACGUUUACGUGCUCUUUGUGGUCCAAGAGGGGGAGAGAAAUGCAUUUGAUCAACGACCUCUGGAGCACGCCGUGCAGGCCAGAGGCAUUCGAGUCGUUCGACAGAGCUUUGCCGAGAUCGCCGAACGCAUGACCAUCAAGCCGGACGAUGCUAAGCGUACGCUCUUCCUCAACCACCCGGUACUCGGACUGAUUGAGAUUAGUACAGUCUACUUCCGUGCCGGCUACGGACCUUCCGACUACACCGGUGAUACCGAUUGGAAUACUCGCAAGCAACUCGAACAGAGUCUGGCCAUCAAAUGUCCCUCCAUCGCUGUCCAACUCGCUGGAGCCAAGAAGGUGCAGCAAGUGCUCGCAGAGCCUCAGCAACUCGAACCGCUCCUCACCACCCUCCACGCCGACGCCUCUACAGCGCAAUCGCUCAGAGACACCUUCACCGACCUCUACCCACUGGACGAUUCCCCGCUCGGUCGCCAAGGCUACCAACUCGCCACCACUUCCCCGGAACACUACGUGCUCAAACCACAACGCGAAGGCGGCGGAAACAACGUCUACCGCACCGACAUACCCCGCUUCCUCGCCGAACUAGAAUCAUCCUCCUCAUCCUCAUCAACUGCCGUCGCAAGAAGACAAGCGUACAUCCUCAUGAGUCUCAUCAAACCGCCCUCCGGUCUCGGAAACUUUCUGGUGAAAGCCUCCACCCCCACCUCCAAAGGCGGCGCCGUACUCGCCAAGGACACUGUCUCCGAACUCGGCGUCUACGGCGCAAUCCUCUUCUCCAACGCCAACUCCCACUCUCACGGCGUCCAAGUCAAACACCACCAAUCAGGCGGCUAUCUGCUCAGAACCAAAGGAAGAGACAGCGACGAAGGCGGCGUCGCCGUCGGCUUCUCCGUCAUCGAUUCACCCCUCCUCAUCUAG